GGCUGCGUCCCACAUACCUACAUACUGCCUGUCUCCGCGCUCUCCUUUAAGUGGAGAGUCUCCACGCAUAUACGCCCUACGUAGGGCCCUCAUUAUCCGUGAGGAAGUUGAUUGGGAUUGAGCCCGUGUUUACUCCAAGAUGACGGAGCAGAGCGCGUCGCCGGAGGAUCCCUGGCACAAACAGUCAGACGGCACUUUCAGCGACAGCUUCGACCACAAUUUCUUUGCGGAAAAUGCGCGAAAGGGAUCCGUGGUCUCCAGAGCUAACAGUAUCGGCUCCACCAGCGCGUCAUCCGUACCAAACACAGACGAUGAAGACAGCGAUUAUAAGCACGAGACCAAGGACUCGUAUAAAGACCGCAGGAGGCAAGCGCACACACAGGCUGAGCAGAAACGCAGAGACGCUAUCAAGAAAGGCUAUGACGACCUGCAGUCCAUCGUGCCCACCUGUCAGCAGCAGUCCGAGUUCGCCAUGGCCGCACAGAAGAUCAGCAAGGCCACGGUGCUGCAGAAAACCAUAGACUACAUUCAGUUUCUUCACAAAGAGAAGAAGAAGCAAGAAGAGGAAGUGUCCAUGCUGAGGAAGGAAGUGAUGGCGCUGAAGAUUAUGAAAACGAACUACGAGCAGAUUGUUAAGGCUCACCAGAACAACCCUCAGCAGGGAACCGAGCAGGUUUCCGAUCAGGUUAAGUUCAGCGUGUUUCAGAACAUCAUGGAUUCUCUGUUUCAGUCGUUCAUCACCUCAGUGUCCGUCAGCAGCUUCCAGGAGCUUUCGGCCUGCGUCUUCAGCUGGAUUGAGGAGCACUGCAAACCGCAGACGCUGAGGGAGUUUGUGGUGGGAGUCCUGAGGCAGCUGAACGGCCAGCUGUAUUAACGUGCUGGAGAUCUUUCUCUCUCUCUCACACACUCAGGAUGUGCAGACAUGAUGAAACUUCAGGUUCCUCCUUGCCUAUCGACUCUACCAAAGGCACAGAUUAUUGUUGUUGUUGAUGUAAUUCUUUAUCGUGAUUAUUAUGGUUAUUGUUAUAAUUACAGGGUUGUAAAUGCCUGUCCCACAAUGCAACACAUGAUACACGCUGAGCCGCUUGGUUUUUCCAGCAGCAGUAGUUAAAGAGUGACAAAACUGAAUGUUGGUGAGACUGGGGGAGAAACGUAAUUCGUGAAAUAGAGACGGUUCUUGCCUCCGUUUAAGGCAGAAGAUAUGGAGGUUAAUAUGCGCUUGUUUGCAUUGUGCGACAAAAGACAGCCACGUGGACUGGGGUGUGUUCCAGGUUCAACAUGAGUGAGGGAUCACAAUAUACAAAAUCACACCACCGUUUUCUUAUAAUGACAUCAUAUCCGACAUCUCAGAAAUGAUGCAGACCUAAUCACGUAUCUGGGCCUCCUUUAGCCUUAAGCGAGCAUUAGACAAGCCUUGGUUUGUCAUCUUUGCUUCGUAAUGUCAAAACAAAAUUACAUCACCGCUUCGUGCUGGACUACCCCUCACCCAAAGAGCACUCGCCGUUCUUAUAUCUGACCGUGUGUUCCUAAACUUAGCCAUGUUUGGGCCAGGGUUUUCUGCUUUCAAAGGAUUUCAGGGAGUCCAUAUUUCUAAACUCUGACGUGUAAUUACCUUAACUGAUGUCCCGUUUACUUUAUAUCUACUCGUUCACUCAGCCCGAGAACCUUCCAAAAUGAGAAACUGGGACUUUUUAAAUAAGAAAUGGAACUGUUAAAUCCGAGAUGGAGAUCCAGACUGUUAGUUAAUGGGUGCACUAGACCCUUAUCAAAUGUGAUGUCUAGAAUUUUGGCAAAUGGGAAAACAAAUCUUUUUGAAUUUGCACUCCAGAACCUUCCCAGAUAGAAGCUUAGCAAAUGGGAUCUGUGAAGCUUUUCCAACUGGGAGCUCCAGAACCCUAGCUAAAGGGAUCUCUUCAGCUUUCCCAAACAGGAUUUCCAGAAACUUGGAAAUGAGCAACGGAGCUUAGCGAAUGGGAUCUCUGAAAUAUUUUCAAAUGAGCAAAUGGGUACACUGCAGCUUUUCCAAAUGGGAUCUCCAGAACCUCAGCGAAUGGGGGAUCCUUGGAAUAUUUCCAAAUGAGCAAAUAGGAUUUCUGUAGCUAUUCCUAAUUGGGCCGCUGCAACAUUCCCAACAGGAUCUCCAGAACCUUAGAGAAAACAGGAUCUCUAGAGCAUUUCCAAAUGGGAUUUCCAGAACCGUAGCAAAUCUCUGGAUCUCUUGCGCUUUCCCAAAUAGAAGCUCCAAAACCAGCGACAGCAGUGUCAAAGCUGGAGCUUUUAAUUAAUGGCAAGUCUCUGAGAUCUUUUCCAGGCCAAGUGCUAGUGUGGUGUAUGGAAACACAAUUCCGCCCUGCUUCUGACUGCACCAACAAAGCAAAUAUUUCACUUUUAUGAAUUACUUAACAACUUAAAGCAGUUUUUACAAGAACGGUAAUGCGUUUGGUUAGAAUUUGUGAUCCAGGAUGGUGAAGGUCUUGGUUCACUUAAGACUACUCGCUCUGGAGCAAGAACGAGGCAGCGUCCUAGAAAUACAGCCUGGAAAAUCCCUCCGGGAGAAACAUCAGACCUCUAACUUGGGUUCAGUCAUAAGAAAGAGAAUCACUUUAGCUUUAAAAUGCAGGAGACAUUCUGCUGAAGCAGCUUUUACACACUUAAGCCGUGUUGACCUCUGUGUGCAAAAAAGGAAGUGCGAUCACGAUAGUCCCACGCGACUCUGUAGUGCUCGCUAACACACCCCAGUUCCACAUGGUGUUUAUCAGUAGCUCUUAAAACCGAUGCAAUAACGUCAGUGUUUUAUUAUGCAUGCUAAGUGUGUGCGCGCGCGCUCUCUUGCUUACCUCUGAGUCAGACUCUGUUAUUUUCAGACCGUUUUACGGGUGUGUGUGUGUUUGUGUGUUUUCGAGAAUGUUAUCUACACGCUGAACUAUCACAUGUUCUUUCUUGUUCGUUACCUCGUAUCCAGAUCCCAAAGCACAACUUUUAAUUACAUACAGAACGACGGUUUCGCUAAGGUGAGACCGAACGUAGCGAGAAGUCGUAUUGUUCCCAGAAGCAAAACAACUGCUCAUUCAGGUGCCUUGACUGCGGUGUUGAAUGUGCACGAAAUCACAUGGGAAAGGGGAAAAAAACAACAAAAUAUUUUUUUCUUUUUAUUUAAGGUGUUAAGAUUUGUCUUUGGGGACAUCCUUAACUUUAGUACAAGGUAUUUUUAUGAGUUUGGAAAGAGCUUGUAAAGCAAAAUAAAGUGUUACAAAAUAAGA
This is a messenger RNA of Clarias gariepinus (North African catfish), 3260 nucleotides long. RefSeq names its product MAX dimerization protein MLX (gene mlx). The transcript has 8 exons. The record is from RefSeq and is a predicted model, not a curated record. Gene Ontology annotation, molecular function: DNA-binding transcription factor activity, RNA polymerase II-specific; RNA polymerase II cis-regulatory region sequence-specific DNA binding; protein dimerization activity. Lineage: Eukaryota; Metazoa; Chordata; Actinopteri; Siluriformes; Clariidae. Bases 140 to 874 code for a protein of 244 amino acids. Gene Ontology annotation, biological process: regulation of transcription by RNA polymerase II. Gene Ontology annotation, cellular component: nucleus.